Penaeus indicus is the source of this 1269-nucleotide messenger RNA. RefSeq lists its product as uncharacterized. The coding region runs from base 1 to 780 and encodes 259 amino acids. The record is from RefSeq and is a predicted model, not a curated record. The transcript is spliced from 6 exons. NCBI's taxonomy places the organism in Eukaryota, Metazoa, Arthropoda, Malacostraca, Decapoda, Penaeidae.
AUGCCUGACUGGAGCUCGGAACGGUGCCAGCUAGUUAUGGGCCGAGAGUGUCAUGCUCUGAGCCGGUCUCGUCUGACGGUCAGGCUGGUCCCGGGAGUGCUGAACCAGAUAUACGCCCUCUGCAGCUCCACCUUCGACAUCGCUAAUAUCUACAACUUCGACGCCGAAUAUGCGCAUCAGGCCGAAGUCGGAGCCAAGCCGGACACACCCGUCAUCUGCGGCCUAUCCUACCUCGUGCCCUUCGAUCUUGCCAACAUAGGCAGGGAGACACAGGUUAUAGACAUAUGGGAGAGCUUUUCCUUCUUCCUUGUAAGUGUGGUGAUAACCUGGACAGCAGUAGUGCUUCCAGUUGCCCUUAUGACACAGGGUUUCAUAAGAACCCCUGAUCAUACUAUAAAUAAAAGGAAAAAGCGAAGUUUACACAUGCGGGAGAUCUUACAGCUGGGAAUGGCAGAAAGUUGGGAGUGGGAAAAAGCUCUUCGUCAAAUCUCCCUUGAUGAUCUCCUAAUACUCCUUGAACUCCCAGAGUAUGAGUGUCGAAGACGAGCCUUUUGUGAAUUUCACAAAUUCCUGACUUUUCUACCCCCUUCCGUGAUGACACUGUACAACAUGAUAAGCCCCCAUAUGAGUGGUAUGAAAAAGUACCGCAAGAGUAUUGUGACUGGAUUGGGAAGAGGAGACUGUAGUUGGGUACACAAGGGUUGCCCACUUGCACCUCUUGAGUUCUUAGACAGGAUAAAAACUUUAAAGAGGAAACAGUGCAGCUCGGGCAGCUGUUGAACAAGAAUGAAUUUAGGAAUUAUGUUGCAUUUAGCUUGGGCAUUUUCUGCACAUGUUUAUGACUAAAUGCUUGUACAAGCUUAAUUAUUUGUUAAAAUGUUUGUAUUCCUGAAUGCUUGAAACAUAUUGAAUUUUUAAUAUAUUUUAAAGUCAGUUAUUUAGUCUAUUUAUUUAUAAAGAGUAAAAGAAAUUAAUCAUGUUGUAUUACGGUGCUUUAAUAUUUCACAAAAAAAUACCUAUACAGGAAGAUCAAGAUAAAAGUAUAGGAAUGAUGUGUUUUUAAAAUGAAGAAUUUUGCAAAAGACCAUCAGUCUUCAUGGCACAUACAUAUAAAUGCUGUACAACUAAUGGCUGAAAAAUAAAAGUUUUCCUUUUAAGUGACUUUCUCUGUAGAAAGAAGCAAGGUUAUUUAAUGGCCCAGAAAACUUAAAAACAUGAAAGUUGCAAAAGAAGCAAAUAUAAAGAAGUGUUACUAACCCAACUAAGCAA